CCCUAGAUUUUUACAUUCCCCAAACUACCCCUUCCUUUCUCAUAACAUAACCUUCUGCUUUCCUUCUUUUCAAACAAACUCUUCUGUAACCAACUCUUCUUCUUCUUUAGUGCUUGUCCACAACAACAAUGGCUGCCAUUGGAACGUUGAAGCCACCUCAGAGCUCCUCCGCCGGGACUUGCUCAUCUCCGGCGAGAGAUUUUCGGAGGACGACGUCGUUGAGGAAAUUGUCGUUUUCGUCUCAAGUCUCCGGCGCUAAAAUCUCGCAUUCUGUUCAACGACGUCGUUCGAGAGGUGCUGCGGUUGUGGUGUCUCCCAAGGCUGUUUCUGAUUCUCAGAAUUCGCAGACUUGUCUCGAUCCUGAUGCUAGUCGUAGUGUCCUGGGAAUUAUACUUGGAGGUGGGGCUGGGACCCGUCUUUACCCUCUAACAAAGAAGAGGGCAAAACCAGCAGUUCCCUUGGGAGCAAAUUAUAGGCUUAUCGAUAUUCCUGUCAGCAAUUGCUUGAAUAGCAACAUCUCAAAGAUUUAUGUUCUUACGCAAUUUAAUUCUGCAUCUCUCAAUCGCCAUCUCUCCCGGGCUUAUGCAAGCAAUAUGGGUGGUUACAAGAAUGAGGGGUUUGUUGAAGUUCUAGCUGCUCAGCAGAGUCCAGAGAACCCCAACUGGUUCCAGGGUACGGCUGAUGCAGUGAGACAGUAUUUAUGGCUGUUUGAGGAGCACAAUGUUCUAGAAUAUCUGGUUCUUGCUGGGGACCAUCUAUAUCGUAUGGACUAUGAAAAAUUUAUUCAAGCGCAUAGAGAAACUGAUGCUGAUAUUACUGUCGCUGCCCUUCCAAUGGAUGAGAAGCGUGCAACUGCCUUUGGUUUGAUGAAGAUUGAUGAAGAAGGACGCAUAAUUGAAUUUGCAGAGAAACCCCAAGGAGAACAAUUAAAAGCUAUGAAGGUUGAUACAACAAUUUUGGGCCUGGAUGAUGUGAGAGCUAAAGAGAUGCCUUACAUAGCAAGUAUGGGUAUAUAUGUUGUCAGCAAAGACGUGAUGAUGAGUCUGCUCCGCGACAAAUUUCCCGGGGCAAAUGAUUUUGGAAGUGAAGUUAUUCCUGGUGCAACAUCCCUUGGAUUAAGAGUGCAAGCUUACCUGUAUGAUGGUUACUGGGAAGAUAUAGGUACGAUUGAGGCAUUUUACAAUGCCAAUUUGGGAAUUACAAAGAAGCCAGUGCCAGAUUUCAGCUUCUAUGAUCGUUCAUCCCCAAUCUACACCCAACCUCGAUAUUUGCCUCCGUCCAAAAUGCUUGAUGCUGAUGUCACAGAUAGUGUUAUUGGCGAGGGUUGUGUGAUUAAGAACUGCAAAAUUCACCACUCAGUGGUAGGUCUUAGAUCUUGCAUCUCAGAAGGUGCAAUUAUCGAAGAUACUCUUUUAAUGGGCGCAGAUUAUUAUGAGACGGAUGCUGACAGGCGAUCACUAGCUGCAAAAGGUGGUGUUCCGAUUGGUAUUGGCAAGAAUUCACACAUCAAAAGAGCAAUUAUUGACAAAAAUGCCCGCAUAGGGGACAAUGUGAAGAUAAUUAAUAGUGACAAUGUGCAAGAAGCAGCAAGAGAAACAGACGGCUACUUUAUUAAGAGCGGAAUUGUGACAGUGAUCAAGGAUGCUUUGAUUCCCAGUGGUACUGUAAUCUAAAUGUCAUUCUUCCAUAUGUCACAGUCAACUUUUGGGAUCAGUCCCCACUUUUUGGUUAGAUGAGUGUAACCAUAACGAUGUAUAAUACCAUAUGUUAAUCUUCUAAUAACACAAGCACUGGAUAGCGAAAAAGGGGACUCAUCAAAUUGCACUUUAAAGGUGUUCUUCAGUUGCUAAAUCACUGUAAAGGUUAUCUUCAAUCAAUAAAUCAUAGUCUACAACUUGUUGGGAACGACCUUGAAGUCUUUGCUGAUUGCUUGAGUGGGUCUGUGCGAAGCUUGGUAGAUAUUAUAAAUGUUAUGUUGUCCAUGGAAAUUUCGUGUAUAGACUUGCGCUGUAUUCCCUCAUACGUAUCCAGAAUGUCAUUUUCAUUAAUUCCUUAUGAAACUUCAAAACCUUAUCACAUAGCUAUGUUUAUGUUUAUCAUUUUUAUGUCUUUUGUAAUUUCUCAGAACAUAUCUUUGUAAUUUUUUACUUUGAAAUUUCUUAUCUGCUAAGAGUGAUUCUUACUUGGA
Molecule: messenger RNA, 2188 nt
Organism: Daucus carota subsp. sativus
Lineage: Eukaryota; Viridiplantae; Streptophyta; Magnoliopsida; Apiales; Apiaceae
Product: glucose-1-phosphate adenylyltransferase small subunit 2, chloroplastic
Exons: 9
Coding region: 129-1673 (514 amino acids)
Biological process (GO): glycogen biosynthetic process
Molecular function (GO): glucose-1-phosphate adenylyltransferase activity
Source: RefSeq, a predicted model, not a curated record